Molecule: messenger RNA, 2943 nt
Organism: Nerophis ophidion (straightnose pipefish)
Lineage: Eukaryota; Metazoa; Chordata; Actinopteri; Syngnathiformes; Syngnathidae
Gene: nppc
Product: natriuretic peptide C
Exons: 3
Coding region: 122-487 (121 amino acids)
Biological process (GO): cGMP biosynthetic process; receptor guanylyl cyclase signaling pathway
Cellular component (GO): extracellular region
Molecular function (GO): hormone receptor binding; hormone activity
Source: RefSeq, a predicted model, not a curated record
UUGAGGAGCUUUGGAGUACAAGGACGGAGGAAAAGCUUUUAUUGGCUGCUGUAUUCGACACCGCACAUCCUCCCAUUGCACUUCCAGACCAGAGGAAGCCCUUCCCUUCACUGUCAUCAAGAUGAACUUGUCCUACUUGGUGGCUUGUGGACUUAUGGUCACGCUGCUUUCGGGGAGGAUGGGAGCGAAACCUUUAACUCAGGCACAGCAGAAGUCUCUGAGAAGUUUGCUCGGCGACGAGCUGACGGACCUCCUGGAGUCAGAGGAGCGGGACCGGCGGUUGGACGCCGUGCGCUCUCGGAUGCGCUUACUGCGAGAUUUACGCAUGGACACCCGCGCCAGAGGCAUGUGGGCUCGGCUCCUCAACGACCCGGCCGUGCCGAGGAGGCACAAAUCCGGGAGCAAGAAAGCCGGGUCCACGGCGCGGAGUGGCUGCUUUGGACACAAGAUGGACAGGAUAGGGACCAUCAGUGGCAUGGGUUGCUAGUGUUGGAACGCGCGCUUUUUUUUUUUUGGACGAUCUCCAGAGGAUGUGUAUGGAAACUUUUUGUUUUCACACAAGGGAGUUAAAAAAAAAACCUCACCAGACGGGACAGAUUUUUGGUACGAAAGUCACCAUGGCCAGCAUUAUUAGAGACUGAGAUGACAGGGCUAUACACAAGCCUCAUAUAAAUACAUGUAUAUGAUAAAUAUGCAGGUGUAUAUCCGUAGAUGUAUACCAUACAACUUUUUUCAGACGACGGUGUAAAAAAACAUUGACAAAACCGCAGAUCUGUAUAUUGUUUGCUGCUGCUGUAAAUCCAUGUACUUCAUCUUCCCCUGCAUAAAUGUAUUUAUGUUAAGAAACUAUUUAUAUGUUUAUAAAAAAAAAAGAGAUAUUUAUAAAUAUGUUUUAUUUAUGUAACUUUUUUUUUUUUUAAAGGACGCAAACUGCUGUUUGUAACUUUUUUCCGUUUGUCUCAAACAGUUGUAAAUGUUUUGAACAAUGAUAAAAAGAAUGUGCACUUAACAUGCUUCCAUGUUGUCCUUGCACAGGUAAAAAAAAAAAAAAAAAAAUUGGAGCGUAAAUGAGCUCAACCCUUUUAAGUAUAUCCAGGAUGAAAAAGUCCUGAGGGAGUUUUCAACAAGUUUUGGAUUCAUACAUUUUAGCACCUUUUUUUUUUUUUUUUUUAACGAAGUUUUUACUAGUCAACUCAGUACUAAAUAUAAAUAGCUAAAAUGUCAUGUUUUUUUCAUCGUAACCUAUCAAAUCCCCAUUUGCUUUAUUUCAGUCUUUUUAUUUUGAAAAUUGCAAAAAAAAAAAAAAAUAGGAAUGACCAUGCAUAUAGUCCAGCAGAAGAAGGGCGACCAGAGGGUGUGUUCCAACUAUCGUGGGAUCACACUCCUCAGCCUUGCCGGUAGGGUUUGUUCAGGUGUACUGGAGAGGAGGCUACGCCGGAUAGUCGAACCUCGGACACAGGAGGAACAGUCUGGUUUUCGUCUUGGUCAUGGAACUGUGGAACAGCUCUAUACUCUCGGCAGGGUUCUUGAGGGUGCAUGGGAGUUUGCCCAACCAGUUUACAUGUGCUUUGUGGACUUGGAGAAGGCAUUCGACCGUGUUCCUCGGGAAGUCCUGUGGGGAGUGCUCAGAGAGUAUGGGGUAUCGGACGGUCUGAUUGUUGCGGUCCGCUCCCUGUAUGAUCAGUGCCAGAGCUUGGUCCGCAUUGCCGGAAGUAAGUCAGACACGUUUCCAGUGAGGGUUGGACUCCGCCAAGGCUGUCCUUUGUCACCGAUUCUAUUCAUAACUUUUAUGGACAGAAUUUCUAGGCGCGGUCAAGGCGUUGAAGGGUUCCGGUUAGGGAUUAGGUCUCUGCUUUUUGCAGAUGAUGUGGUCCUGAUGGAUUCAUCUGGCUGGGAUCUUCAGCUCUCACUGGAUCGGUUCGAAGCCCAGUGUGAAGCGACCGGAAUGAGAAUCAGCACCUCCAAGUCCGAGUCCAUGGUUCUCGCCCGGAAAAUGUGGAGUGUCAUCUCCGGGUUGGGGAGGAGACCCUGCCCCAAGUGGAGGAGUUCAAGUACCUAGGAGUCUUGUUCACGAGUGAGGGAAGAGUGGAUCGUGAGAUCGACAGGCGGAUCGGUCUUCAGUAAUGCGGACGUUGUACCAAUCCGUUGUGGUGAAGAAGGAGCUGAGCCGGAAGGCAAAGCUCUCAAUUUACCGGUCGAUCUACGUUCCCAUCCUCACCUAUGGUCAUGAGCUUUGGGUCAUGACCCAAAGGAUAAGAUCACGGGUACAAGCGCCCGAAAUGAGUUUCCUCCGCCGUGUGGCGGGGCUCUCCCUUAGAGAUAGGGUGAGAAGCUCUGCCAUCCGGGAGGAACUCAAAGUAAAGCCGCUGCUCCUUCACAUCGAGAGGAGCCAGAUGAGGUGGUUCGGGCAUCUGGUCAAGAUGUCACCCAAACGCCUCCCUGGGUUGGUGUUUAGGGCACGUCCAACCGGUAGGAGGCCACGGGAAAGACCCAGGACACGUUGGGAAGACUAUGUCUCCCAGCUGGCCUGGGAACGCCUCGGGAUCCCCCGGGAAGAGCUAGACGAAGUGGCUGGGGAGAAGGAAGUCUGGGCUUCCCUGCUUAGGCUGCUGCCCCCGCGACCCAACCUCGGAUAAGCGGAAGAAGAUGGAUGGAUGGAUGGAUGGAUAGUCCAGGGGUGUCAAACUAAUUUUAGAUGGGGGGACACAUGGAAAAGAAUCUCCUCCCAAAUGGGCUGGACUGGUAAAAUCACGGCACGAUAACUUAAAACUAAAGACAACUUCACAUUGUUUUCUUUGUUUAAAAAUAGAACAAGCACAUUCUGAAAAUGUACCAAUCAUAACGUUGUUGGGUUUUUUUUACACUUGUAUGUUGCGGUUAAUAGUAUUCUAUCUUUAUUUGUUGUUAUUUAUAAUUUGUGAAUAAACGAUGUGAAAAUGUUCA